Messenger RNA from Sphaeroforma arctica JP610, 336 nucleotides. RefSeq lists its product as hypothetical. The record is from RefSeq and is a predicted model, not a curated record. Lineage: Eukaryota; Ichthyosporea; Ichthyophonida. The coding region runs from base 1 to 336 and encodes 111 amino acids. The transcript has a single exon.
AUGGCGGAUGGUAUUCACCGCAGGUUUCUUAGGGCGGAGUUGAAACCGCACAUUGGGAAACUCCCGAAGGAAGCAGAUGCGAGGACACACAUGCGUUAUCGCCCGAAUAGUCCGUAUGAGGAUUGGCUCCUAUACCACUCGCCGCUUUAUGACAAGAAGGAUGGGUACAAGCAGACGAUAGGACACUGCCUUCGUCGAACCAAGAAGGCGCGUACGUGGUCUACUGGCAUGAGCUCGGUCUGGGGCAGGUGGCAGAUGUGGUGUGACGAGGCGGACCUGGAGUGCUACACACUGUUGGUACCAGGGUCUAAGGGUCAGCAUGUGCUUCACAAGUGA